This is a messenger RNA of Mizuhopecten yessoensis (Yesso scallop), 3488 nucleotides long. RefSeq names its product docking protein 5-like. Lineage: Eukaryota; Metazoa; Mollusca; Bivalvia; Pectinida; Pectinidae. The transcript has 7 exons. Gene Ontology annotation, cellular component: cytoplasm. The record is from RefSeq and is a predicted model, not a curated record. Gene Ontology annotation, biological process: positive regulation of MAPK cascade; cell surface receptor protein tyrosine kinase signaling pathway. Bases 197 to 886 code for a protein of 229 amino acids.
CUGUGUACACACCUUCGCUAUAAGGUGCUGUCUAUGACCAUAACACAAACAUGGAGAUGUUACCGGAAGGAGAUUGCUAACUGUAUAGGCAACUAGACGUUAUCGGCCUCGGUUAUGUGCCAGGUCCAGAUCAUAUAUAUAGUGACCAGAACACACACAUACAUGAUCCAUAAUUAGCUGACAAGGGGCAAUCAUCAUGGCUGACCAAGAGACGGCCAAUUUAGGAGUGAAUUCAACAGCCGUGAUCAAACAGGGAUAUGUUGAAAUGAAGAGCACAAAGAUGUUUGGGUCUAAGAAGAGGCGUUGGCUGGCAUUGUUUAAGGCCUCAAGUAAGGGCUCCACACGUCUUAUCAAGUACGCAAGUGAAUGGACGGCUCGUCAUGAUGAACCUUUGUCCGUGACUAGCCUCAGCGAGAUCAACAACAUUGUAAGGAUGGGAGACGGGGCCAUUGGUAUAGUACUACAGAUGAAUAACCACUCCUCCAAACAGUUCAAUUGUGAAACAGAUGAAGAAGCAAAAUCAUGGUUGCACCUAUUACAAAACCUGCAUGCAUCGGCCAGACGGAGAGAUUCAAUGCCGACAGGAAUAUUCCGCACAUACCUGAUGCCGAGUUCCUCGCUCAGCUUCCAGGGCGAGUGUGUGAUGGAAAUCUCAGCGACAGAUGUGACGCUGUUUGAAGACGAGAGGAAGGCCUCCAAAAUUGUGGUGUGGCCAAUCAACCACAUACGUCGCUAUGGUUACAACCGCAAGAACAAAAGACUCUUCAUCGAGGCUGGCAGCCGAUGUGACACGGGUGAAGGUAUCUAUCUACUGACGUCGACGGAGGGAGAACUGAUCCACGAACAUCUCCACAAACGAGCCGUUGCCUAUGGAGAGGAUACGUGAUAUACAGGUGGAACUUUACAAAAGUGCCAUAGAAUUUUGUUGAAUUUUGUCGAAAACAAACUGCUGGAGUGGCCGAUAUUACACAUCAAAUUAACAUUGGACCAAUGUGGUCGUGUGGUGCAGCGCUACAACUUAUAAUAUAUCUAUGUGUGUAGGCACCUAUUUCCACUAGGAUAUUCAUGCAAUAUUUCAUCAUAAACCUAUAUGGCAACUUCAUUUACUAAUUACUUAAAGUAUCUACUUAUGAUCAACAUCAGAUUGUCACAUCUGCAGAAAAUUCUUCAGUGGAUUUUAGAAUUUCCUUGAGAACCCAUGAUGUCUCAACCACCAUAUUGGUUCCUGACAAAAGUGAUUUUAUUGAGGAAAGGCAAGAUCACUGAAUACAUCCAUGGAUAUUUUGGCCUUUUUUGUUCAUCAGCAUCUGCCGGGCAAGCAGUUUGACCAGGCAGUUUGAACCGUAGUAUUAAUGUUUGUUUAGGAAAAAGCGAUGAACAUAAGUAAAUUCAUGUUUAACUUUGUGACGACCCUUUGCAAAAACCUUUUAAGUCCUUUUAACCCUUUCAUCCCUAUGUAACUUUAGUAGACUCUACCAUGCACUGAUCUGGAUGAGUCCAUCUACAGUGGUGAAAGGGUUAAGCUGCAUUUGCUUUCAUAGGUGUGUCAUUCUUUAUACAUCCAUGAAAUUCUCUUAAUAUAAAAAAGGAAAAACUCAUUGGUCCACAUGAAUUAAAGCUACACAUGCAAGCCACUGGUGUAGUGGGGUUUGCACGCUGGAGCUCCCAACUUUUAAAUCUUAUAUAAGUGAUAUGUUUUAUAUGUUUAUUGAUAUAUUGCCAGAGACGAAUACGAUAAAUUACACUAUACUGUGAUUUGAUCUGAGGUGACAAGAUCUCAAAAAUCAAAAUGUUCGCUUCGUUGUGAAAUUUCAACAAUGUGUCAGUGCUUAGACAACAUAUGUGCUAUUAUAUACGAUAAUAAUAUGUCAAUCUUAAGCUGCAAUCUGAGGGGCAGCAGUGGCCGAGUGACAUUCUGCUACCACUAGCCCUCCACCACUGGGUCGCGGGUUCAAGGCCUACGUGAGGCAGUCGCCAGAUACUGGCCGUAGGUCGGUGGUUUUUCUCUGGGAACUCCGGUUUUCCUUCACCAACAAAAUCUGACACGUCCUGAAAUGACCAUAGCUGUUAAUAGGACGUAAAACACAAACAAACAAACUGCAAUUUGAGAGAAGAGAAGUUAUAAUUUAAUGCUAAAACUUGAUGUAUCUAUAUAGUCGUGCUCAAGUUUUUUAAUUUCUUCAAUAUACCACACUGUUUUCAUGUAGGUAGACUAAUAGAAUCUUCCCCUACCUUGAAGGUGUGACAGAGAAAUAUCCUACCCUAAACAGGAAACAUUUUCAGUGUUAUUUUUCAUCGAACUCAAUAUUUCCUUUCUACAUGUAUUGAACAUAUACUGUAUAAUAUUAAUACGAGCAUAAUUAUCAUGUGUUGUUGUUUACUUGUUUAUGAGAUUUGAGAUGUGUUGUGAUUUAACAUAGAUUUACAUAGCUAUGCCCCUAUAUGGCACAACAUGUAUAACCUUGCAAUAUUAUGUGAAUACUCGGUGAACAUGUACAUCAUGUUCCUGUAAUAGAUCUCCACUGAUCUGAACCCACUUUCUGGGUCAGUAUUCACAGUAUACUCAUAAUAUUUCCUUUUUCAUUAUUUUCUACCAAGUACUAAAAUCCCAUUGGUAAAAUUUGUUAUAAUCUUGUCUGAUCAAUGAAAAGGAGACACCUGCCAAUAAUUACUUCUAAUUUCUGUGUCAUUACGAAAGUAUUUUAAACAAUUUCUUGUUCAGGUUUAUUUCCACAGUAUUUUAGUGUAUAAUUGAUUUUAAACAUUGAAGGCAAAUUCUUAUCAGAGAAUGAUACAGAAAUAUUUAUGCAAAUAUCAGAUGCAUGUAUGUACCGUAUUUGCUGUAAUUAACACGCUUUCCCCCCAUAAGAAGCCCCCACUUUUCAGAAGGAAUUGAAACUAUAUAGACCCCCUCCCAGACCUCAGUCCAGACUCGCCCAUCGAUCUUGAUGUUGCAAAACCUUUUUCUAUCAUAACUCACAUUUUAUUAUCCUAAUAACCCUCCCCCACCCCCAUCCAAUUUUUGAAGUGCCCUGGGCGCUAACUAUGGCGAAAACAGUAUUAUAUUGUAUUAUGAAAUUAAGAAGCCACCAUUCUUUGUUUCUUCCUUUGAUUAAAUACAUUACCAGUUUUUAUUUUUACCAUACUUGUUCAUGAGAUUAAGAAUUGUUGAUUGUUUUGGAUUAUCUUAAUUUGUGUAAUUAAUGAGCAUAUUAUGCCUCAAUGCCAGGUGAAAAUGGAACUUCCAUUUACAUAGUUAUAAUGUGUAAAGUGCGAUUUUCACCUGGGACUGAAGAUGAUUAAUGAUUAGCCAUGACACAACUUUUAUAUUCUGUUAUUUUUGUACUUUUGUACAAUUAGAAUAAUACAAUCAGCAAGCUAUGUUCAAGUAAAGAUCGGACAUGUCUGUAUGUCACCCGCAUUGCUAUAUCUGUACAUAAUUAGCUGUAUCUUGACCAUUUGUUUCAAUAAACUGACGAUAUACAUUA